Molecule: messenger RNA, 566 nt
Organism: Jaculus jaculus (lesser Egyptian jerboa)
Lineage: Eukaryota; Metazoa; Chordata; Mammalia; Rodentia; Dipodidae
Gene: Rpl36al
Product: ribosomal protein L36a like
Exons: 2
Coding region: 165-485 (106 amino acids)
Biological process (GO): translation
Cellular component (GO): cytosolic large ribosomal subunit; ribosome
Molecular function (GO): structural constituent of ribosome
Source: RefSeq, a predicted model, not a curated record
CGCCGUCAGAGCCCGCCGCCUAUUGGUUCGAGAUGCUGUCGCUCAGGUUCAUUCCGGCUUCCGCUCCAGUCGCCCUUUUCCUGUGAGGCGCGAGCGGCGUGUAUCGACGAGCUUGGAUUCCAGGUCUCCUGUUUUCGUUGUGUGGGUGCCUCUAUACCACAAAGAUGGUCAACGUACCUAAAACUCGUCGGACUUUCUGUAAGAAGUGUGGCAAGCAUCAGCCCCACAAAGUGACCCAGUACAAGAAGGGCAAGGAUUCCCUAUAUGCUCAAGGAAAGCGGCGCUAUGAUCGGAAGCAGAGUGGCUAUGGUGGGCAGACAAAACCAAUUUUCCGAAAGAAGGCCAAAACCACCAAGAAGAUUGUGCUAAGGCUUGAGUGUGUUGAGCCCAACUGCAGAUCCAAGAGGAUGCUGGCCAUUAAGAGAUGCAAGCAUUUUGAACUGGGAGGAGACAAGAAGAGAAAGGGCCAAGUGAUCCAGUUCUAAAAUGUUAUAUUUGUUUGAGCAGAAAUAUUGAAGCAUUAGAAAAAUUGCCCAUUGGAAAAUAAAUUUUUAGUUAUACCUGAA